Molecule: messenger RNA, 2583 nt
Organism: Monopterus albus (swamp eel)
Lineage: Eukaryota; Metazoa; Chordata; Actinopteri; Synbranchiformes; Synbranchidae
Product: sodium-coupled neutral amino acid transporter 3-like
Exons: 16
Coding region: 213-1643 (476 amino acids)
Biological process (GO): serine transport; L-histidine transmembrane transport; L-glutamine transport
Cellular component (GO): plasma membrane
Molecular function (GO): glycine transmembrane transporter activity; L-glutamine transmembrane transporter activity
Source: RefSeq, a predicted model, not a curated record
UCUUUCACUCUCUCUUCUCUUCACUACCAAGGAGCUUUAGAGAGAAUUCAUAAAACAAGGCUAUAUAUAAACAUUGGAAGUGUCUAAAUAUUGAGUGAAUUGGCACAAGGAUUUAUUUUGUCAGUAUCCCAAAAAGAAAACUAGGCUUGUCCUUGACCACCAGGCAAAAGUACAUUUUCCAAGUCACAGAACUCUCAACCUCAGCAACCAGAAUGGAGCUUCAGAAGAUGAAUGGACAUAGCAAAAGUGAUGGGUUUGAUGGGCUGGAUGCCCCAGAUGAACAGCAGGAGUUUCUCCCUCAUAAAAGUGGCGCCAAGAAAGAAAGCCACUUUACAGAUUUCAAGGGAAAGACUUCGUUUGGCAUGUCUGUCUUUAACCUCAGUAACGCCAUAAUGGGCAGUGGAAUUCUGGGACUGGCUUUUGCAAUGUCCAACACAGGAAUUAUUCUUUUUGUAAUCCUGUUGGUGUUAAUUACCAUUUUGUCUGCAUAUUCCAUUCACCUCCUACUGAAAAGUGCUGGAGUUGUUGGCAUCCGGGCUUAUGAGCAGCUAGGGAAUCGGGCUUUUGGCACCCCAGGAAAAAUAGUGGCUGCUUGCGUCAUUACCAUGCACAACAUUGGAGCAAUGUCCAGCUACCUCUUCAUCGUCAAGUCGGAGCUCCCUCUGGUUAUUCAAGCUUUCCUUGGUCAAACUGAAAACACGGGAGAGUGGUUCUUGAAUGGAAACUACUUGAUCAUCAUUGUUAGCAUUUUCAUCAUCCUUCCUCUGGCAAUAAUGAAACAACUCGGUUACCUGGGCUAUACAAGUGGCUUCUCCCUCUCCUGCAUGGUGUUCUUCCUCAUUUCCGUGAUCUACAAAAAAUUCAAAAUUCCGUGUCCACUAGAUGAUACACAUCAUAACCUAACGUUUAUAAUGCAAGACUAUCAUGCCAUGAAUGGGACGGAUGACUUGUGUGAAGUCAAGCUAGUUACGGUCAACUCACAGACAGUAUACACCAUCCCAAUUAUGGCCUUUGCUUUUGUCUGCCACCCAGAGGUGUUACCAAUCUACACUGAGUUACGAGAUGCCACUAAAAAACGCAUGCAGAAUGUUGCCAACAUCUCCGUCCUGGCCAUGUUUCUCAUGUACCUGCUGACCGCUAUCUUUGGCUACCUUACCUUUUUUGGUGCUGUGGAGUCUGAGUUGUUGCACACCUACAGUCGCGUGGACCCCCUGGAUGUCCUGACUCUCUGUGUUCGUUUGGCCGUGCUGGUGGCUGUCACUCUGACGGUCCCUGUGGUUCUCUUCCCUAUCCGUAGGGCUUUGAUCCAGAUUGUGUGUCCUGACAAGCCUUUCCACUGGUUUAGACACAUCGGCAUUGCAAUUUGUCUCAUCUUCUUUGUCAACCUACUUGUUAUCUUUGUACCCUCCAUCCGUGACAUAUUUGGCCUCAUCGGAGCCACAUCUGCCCCCAGCCUUAUCUUCAUCCUACCUGGAAUCUUCUACCUCCGGAUUGUUCCUGUAGACCAGGAACCGUUAUUGUCCAGACCCAAGAUUCAGGCUGCAUGCUUUGCUGCAUUAGGAUUCCUCUUUAUGGUCAUGAGUUUAUCUUUUAUCAUCACUGACUGGGUGACUGGAGAGUCUCGAAGCGGAGGUGGCCACUAGCUGCUGUGAUUGAACAGAGAUACUAUGAAAAGAAUGACAGCCAAAGCACCCCCUAUCCUUAAAUUACCCCUGAUCCAAAGCCAAACAGGAACAUUUGGCUGCACAAGACAAAGGAUAUGUGAAGAACCUUUGCCUGAAACCAAAAACAAGGAAACAUUUUGACGUGAUGUGGCAGACAAAAGGUCCGGUAACAGAAGAAAGGCCAUAGAUGUGUGACAAUACAUAAUAAUGUGUGCUGUGCUGUCUGCACAAAACCUACAGUAUGUCAUGCCUGUGUCAGUAAGGAGCAUAAAGGAUGAACGGGACCAGCAUUACUCAAAUGGAAAUCUCAGUUUUAGUGUAGUGAUGUGCACCGUUCCGUGAAAUAGCUUGGUCACUGCAACAGUGAAAUAGCUUGGUCACUGCAACAGUCCUUCCAAUCUAACAGAAAUUUGAUAAGGCAGUUUUCUCCUUUUUUCUAGGGAUUUGCUUUGUGUAAAACAAAAUCAGAUAUUUAAAUUUUUUAAUUCAUCAUUGUACAUUUAAGGCUAUCACAUCUGCUGGUGCAGCUCCCUCCAGAUUUCUCUGAACUUAACAGAUUCAACAUCUGACCAACAAGUGUUACCCUGCUGCUCCACACUAACCAUUCCAUCCUAUCAAAAUAGUUUACAAUGACAUAGAAUUGAAUUAAUAUAUUUAAUGUGGUACUUUACUGAUAUAUUCUGGCACUAAGCAUAAGGUGAUCAUCAUCGAAGUGGAGGUGACCUUUAAAAAGUGAUCCAAAAGAUACAUUUUGUGAUGUUUUUGCUGCUAUUGCUGAAGGUCAACCAGACACUCACUGACCAAAUCUACAGGCACAGAGUUUACGUUUUUAUGUACUCUUGAAUACAUCUGCAGUUGCAAACCAAAGAACAUACAGUGGUGUGAAAAAGUGUUUGCCCCCUUACUGAUUUCUUAUCUU